AAAGUUAGUCAGUCCUUCUCUGCAAACAAACCACCUCCCUAUGCUGACUCCCUUCAUCAGCACAGAGAAGCCUGAACCAGAAUACAGGAAUACGUCUCAGCAGAGCACAAGGCAAAGAAAAAUUAAAUCAAAUUCCAAUAAUCAGACAAAUGGAUCCCAGCCAGUCUUUCAAUCAGCCUCCAGGAGCCUGGGAUUCAUCUGAGAAAUCAGCAAUGUUGCAUCCUUCAGCACCACCACUAGCAAACCAGGACAAUCUUGCUGGAUAUCCUCCCUCCUUCCAGUUCCCCCAAGGCCCCUACACCCAGGGACCGUAUCCAGGACAAACUGUGGUUGUUGCACAGCCUGGAGUUUUUGUGACCGUUGCUCCACUGGCCAAUCCAUUGCCGGAUUACUUGGGCUACUCCGUCUUUACCAUGCUGUGCUGCUGUUUUCCUCUGGGCAUUGCUGCGCUGGUUUUCUCCUGCUCUACUCGAAACGCCAACUUCUCAGGACAGCGAGAAUUAGCAGAGAAGAACUCCAAAACGACACUCAUCCUGAAUCAUGCCGCCCUCGGUGUUGGCCUCGUUUUCAUUGUACUGUUGAUUAUCAUCAAUGUUUUAGCUAUGACUUCAUAAAAGCUGAUAGAGCUGUCAUGAUUGGAUGCAGAUUACAAACAGAUAUGAUUCUCUGCAUUGUAAAUGCCAUUUGCUCACUGUAUUAUUAAAGCCUAUGACAUGUGCUUUAAGGCUGAUUAUUGCAUGUUUAGACUUUUUGCUUAUCUUGUAUGCAGCUGUGCUAAUUUGAGUUUUUUUACAUACUGUUUUAUUUUGUAUGUGGGCAUAAUUAUAUCAUAAAUCUGUCUGUCUGUCUUUCAAUGCAUGCAGGCUGUAUCUGUAUCUGUAUCUGACAGUUAAUAACUACUGUGCCUGCCAAUUUAUGAGAAAUUAAUUUUGGGUUACACUAUAAUAAAUCAUUAACAAACAUUA
Carassius gibelio (silver crucian carp) is the source of this 965-nucleotide messenger RNA. RefSeq names its product synapse differentiation-inducing gene protein 1-like. The record is from RefSeq and is a predicted model, not a curated record. Bases 150 to 614 code for a protein of 154 amino acids. Gene Ontology annotation, cellular component: membrane. The transcript has 2 exons. Lineage: Eukaryota; Metazoa; Chordata; Actinopteri; Cypriniformes; Cyprinidae.